Penicillium olsonii is the source of this 1527-nucleotide messenger RNA. Lineage: Eukaryota; Fungi; Ascomycota; Eurotiomycetes; Eurotiales; Aspergillaceae. The record is from the annotation of a GenBank genome assembly.
AUGGCGGACGAUAUCUCACGACCAAUUGACCGGAUAGAACUGGAGGCCGACAAGGAACGGGUCGAGAAUGUCGAGCACGUUGCCUCACCAAAGGGUGCCUUUCCCCAGAUGGACCCGGCACGCCGUGUGGUCGUCGAGAAGAAGCUGAAGCGGAAGCUGGAUGCCCGCUGCAGUCUGUUCGUGUUCAUCUACAUCAUGAACUACCUCGACCGCAACAACAUGGCCGCUGCCCGUCUCAAGGGUCUGCAGGAGGAUCUGUCCCUCUCCAACACGGAAUACUCUACCUGUCUGAGUAUCUUGUAUGUCGGCUACAUCAUCAUGCAAGUGCCUUCCAACAUGUUCAUCAACCGCAUCUCGCGGCCCUCCAUCUACAUCGCCAUUGCCAUGCUGCUGUGGGGUGUCAUCUCCACCUUGUCCGGCAACACCAAGAACUUCGGCCACAUGGUUGCCGUCCGAUUCCUGCUGGGUUUCGUCGAGGCCGCUUUCCUCCCCGGUGCCCUCCUCAUUCUCUCCAAGUGGUACACUCGCCGCGAGCUGACCACCCGCAAUGCCAUCUUGUUCUGCGGAAACUUGAUCUCCAAUGCCUUCUCCGCUCUCGUCGGUGCCGGUGUGCUCUCCAACAUGCAAGGAACCCUCGGUCACGCCGCCUGGCGCUGGCUGUUCUGGAUUGAGGGCUCUGUGACGAUGUUCCUCGCCAUUCUGGCUGGCUUCAUCCUGCCUGAUCUUCCUCACAACGCCCGUGGUUUCACCGAGGAAGAGCGCCAGGUCGCUCAGCUGCGCAUGCUGGAGGAUGUCGGUGAGGCGGAUACCGACGGUGAUGAGCUGACUGCAUUUGGUGGUCUGAUGAUGGCUCUCAAGGAUGUCAAGAUCUACGUCAUGAUGUUCACUUUUGUUGCCUACGUUGUGGGAUUGUCCUUCAACGCUUUCUUCCCCACUCUCACCGGUACCCUUGGCUUCGGCUACGUCCCCACUCUGCUCAUGAGCGCUCCCCCAUGGGUGUUCUCCUGUAUUGUGUCCGUGAUCAACGCAUGGCACGCCGACAAGACGCAAGAAAAGGUCUGGCACAUCUUCGGUCCCAUCAUCAUGGGUGCCAUCGGUUUCAUCAUCUGCAUGGCCACCAGCAACGUGGCUGCUCGCUACGUCGCUCUGUUCCUGCAGGCUGGUUCCUACGCAGGCUUCAUCGUCUUCUACUCCUGGAUCAGUUCCUCUUUCCCCCGUCCCCCAGCCAAGCGUGCCGUUGCCAUCGCCAUGAUCAACGCAUUCAGUCAGCUGGGUAACGUUGCCGGUUCCUAUGUCUGGGAUCUCGACGACAAUGGAUACCGCUCCAGCUACGGUAUCGUCCUGGCCAUGUUCGGUGUCACUGUCGUUGGCUGCUGGUACUUCCGCUCCAUGCUGAUGGGCUUGAACAAGAAGCUCGAGGAGACUGAGGCUGCUGAUGUUACUGGUGAGCAUUCGAAUGAGAACGAUAUCAUCGAUAGCCCCGAUGAGUCGUUGCGUAUGCGCAAGGGUUUCAGAUAUCUUGUUUAG